AUGGCGGCGACGAAAUAUUCCCACCCGUUCCUAUACGGUUUAAAACCAUUUCCAGAGGGACACGACGACGAAAUACAGGAAGUAAGAGAAUGGAUGAAAAGUCAGCCGCACUUGCCGUACAUAUCAGAUGAGUUCAUUGUGCUUUUUCUUCACUCUAACUACUACAAGGUGAAGGAAUCCGAAACCACUAUAGAAGCUUACUUUACUCUUAGAUACAAUACGCCUGAACUUUUUACACAACGUGAUCCUUUGCUGCCAAAAAAUAAAGUCAUUCUGGAAGUGACGCAAAUGGUGGCGUUACCCAAAGUAACACCGGAAGGACACCAUAUUCUGUUAUACCGUCUAGCAGACACAGAUUAUAGUAAGUUGUGCUUCGCAGACGCAGUGAGAGUCUUCUGCAUGUUUAAUGAUAUCAAACUGUCAGUGGACAGCCUCUCUGAAGGAUAUAUUGUGAUUUUCGAUAUGAAAGGAUGUAGUAUUGGACAUUUGACCAGAGUGACUCUACCCGCACUAAGAGCUUUUAUGCAAUAUAUUCAAGUAGCCCACCCAGCGCGCCUUAAAAAGAUUCACGUUGUUCACACAGUUUCCUUCAUCAAUCAAGUCAUGUGCUUAGUCAAGCCCCUCAUUCAUUCCAACCUCUAUAACCUUCUCAAUUUCUCAUCUGAUGGACCAGCCUCCGUAGUAGACUUAGAAUACUUGCCCGAAGAUUAUGGCGGCCCACUUCGAUCAGUCAAGGACCUUCAUGAGGAACAGAAACAUAGUAUGGAGACUGAAUAUAGGGAAUGGCUUAUGGAGUCCGAAAUAUUCAAAACGGACGAAACGAAGAGAAUAAAGAAGCCAAGCAAAGGGUUGUUUGCUACUCUUACUAGUUCAUUCAGGGGUAUUGAUAUUGAUUGA
Molecule: messenger RNA, 897 nt
Organism: Pieris macdunnoughi
Lineage: Eukaryota; Metazoa; Arthropoda; Insecta; Lepidoptera; Pieridae
Source: the annotation of a GenBank genome assembly